Messenger RNA from Cornus florida, 668 nucleotides. RefSeq lists its product as uncharacterized. Lineage: Eukaryota; Viridiplantae; Streptophyta; Magnoliopsida; Cornales; Cornaceae. Gene Ontology annotation, molecular function: polyubiquitin modification-dependent protein binding. Bases 78 to 647 code for a protein of 189 amino acids. The record is from RefSeq and is a predicted model, not a curated record. The transcript has a single exon. Gene Ontology annotation, cellular component: VCP-NPL4-UFD1 AAA ATPase complex.
UCAAUUUACAGAUUAUAUCUAUAGCAUUUAGAAGCCGUCGAUCAUCAUCAUCAUCAUCAUCAUCUUUCAUCAUCACCAUGGAGCAAACCCAUGAAUCCUCCUUUAAACAAGCUUAUCGCUGCUUUCCACUCUCUGAUAUCAAUAAGUCCCAUCUCGAAGCCGGAAAUAGAAUCAUAAUGCCUCCUUCCGCUCUUGACCGUCUGGCGUUCAUGGAAGUCGAGUACCCUUUGCUUUUUGAAAUUGAAAACCCUGCUUCUGGACAAGUGUCGCAUUGUGGGGUUCUAGAGUUCAACGCUGAGGAAGGUUUCAUCUUCUUGCCAAACUGGAUGAUGAAGAACAUUAAACUAGUAGAGGGUGAGUUGGUGAUUGUAAGGAAAACCAGCCCCCCCAAAGGUACCUACAUGAAGAUACAACCACAUACCAUGAAAUUCACAAGCCUAACCAACCCUAAAGCUGUGCUUGAAAAAGCUUUUAGGGACUUUGCUUGUAUGACCAUUGGAGAUACUACCCUGAUCACUCAUAACCAAGAGGAGCAUUACCUUGAUAUGGUGGAAACCACGCCAUCCAAUGCAAUAUCUGUAGUUGAGACAGAUUGUGAAGUGGAAUUUGCACAACCUUUGGACUAUAAGGAACCUGAAAAGAAAUAAAAAACAGAGAUUACUUGGAAG